GCGGCGUCCUCGCGCCACUGCGGCCUGGCACUGGCACGGACGAACAGGUCCGGCACCACCUCUCGCUGAGCGGCGGCGCGCUUCGCGGAAUCCGCGGUUCCCGCUGCGGGGGAGAAGGGGGCGCCCCGCCGCGGGGACUUUCCUUUUCACUGGCUUCCGCGCCCUCCGCCCGCCGACGGUGUCCUCCGGGACCGACCCCCAGGCAACAAAUAGGCGCGGCCUGGCGCGGCUCCGCGCCCUCCCCAGGUUGAAUCCCUGGACAAUGCCAUGUGCCUGGUGGACAGUGUGGGCCUUGGGAGCCAUAAUCAGCCUUGCCAGAGGAGUGUCCCCUGACCAGGCUGCUCUGUCUUGUGACCCCACUGGAGUCUGUGACGGCCGCUCCAGAUCUUUACACUCCAUUCCCUCAGGACUAAAAGCAGCUGUGAAAAGCCUUGACCUGUCCAACAAUGAGAUCACGUAUGUCAGGAGCACUGACCUGCACUUGUGUGUGAAUCUCAGAGUUCUAAUACUCAAGUUCAAUAGAAUUAAUAGAAUCAAUGAUGAUUCUUUUUUUUCCCUUGGGAGUCUCGAACAUUUGGAUUUAUCCAACAAUGCCUUAUCUAAUUUACCAUCCUUCUUGUUCAGGCCUCUUUCUUCUUUGCAGUUCUUAAACUUAUUGGGAAAUCCUUACAAAGAACUUGGGGAAACAUCUCUUUUUUAUCAUCUAACAAAUUUGCGAAUCCUGAAAGUAGGAAAUAUUUACGCGUUCUCUAAGAUUCAGAAAAAGGAUUUUGCUGGAUUAACUUUUCUUGAGGAACUUGAGAUUGUUGCUUCAAAUCUCCAGAGUUAUGAGCCAGAAAGUCUGAAGUCAAUUCAGAAUAUAAGUCAUCUGAUCCUUCAUAUGAGGCGGCCUACCUUACUGCCAGAAAUUUUUGUAGAUCUCUUACGUUCUUUGGAAUAUUUGGAACUGAGAGAUAUUGAUUUCGACACUUUCCGUUUCUCAGAACUAUCCUUUGUUGAAAUCAAUCCGUUGAUUAAAAGAUUUACAUUUAGAAAUGUGGGAAUCACUGAUAAAGGUUUUAACGAAGUUAUGAAACUGUUGAGUUAUGUUUCCGAAUUGUUAGAAUUAGAGUUUGAUGACUGUACCCUUAAUGGGGUAGGUGAUUUUAGUGAAUCUGUUGUGGACGAAAUUAAAGAUCCAGGUAAAAUAGAAACAUUAAUAAUACGGAGGUUGCAUAUUCCACAGUUUUACUUAUUUUAUGACUUAAGCAGUAUAUAUUCACUCACAGGAAAUGUUAAAAAAGUCACAAUAGAAAACAGUAAAGUUUUUCUGGUUCCCUGCUUACUUUCACAACACUUAAAAUCAUUAGAAUUCUUGGAUCUCAGUGAAAAUUUGAUGGUAGAAGAACACUUAAAAAACUCAGCCUGUGAGGGUGCCUGGCCCUCCCUACAAACUUUAAUUUUAAGGCAAAAUCAUCUGAAAUCAUUAGAAAAAACUGGAGAAACUUUGCUUACUCUGAAAAACCUGACUAAACUUGAUAUCAGUAAGAAUAGUUUUCUUUCUAUGCCUGAAACUUGUCGAUGGCCAGAAAAGAUGAAAUAUUUGAACUUAUCUGGUACACAAAUACACAGUUUAACUUACUGUAUUCCCCAGAUACUGGAAAUUUUAGAUGUUAGCGAUAACAAUCUCAACUCAUUUUCUUUGACUUUACCACAACUCAAAGAACUUUAUAUUUCCAGAAAUAAGUUGAAGACCCUACCAGAUGCUUCCUUCUUACCCAUGUUACUAGUCAUGAGAAUCAGCAGAAAUACAAUAAAUACUUUCUCUAAGAAGCAAUUUGUUUCCUUUCCCAAACUGAAGACUUUGGAAGCAGGCGGAAACAACUUCAUUUGCUCCUGUGAAUUCCUGUCUUUCACUCAGGAGCACCAAGCACUGGCUGAGGUCCUGGUCGAUUGGCCUGAAAACUACAUGUGUGACUCUCCUUCCUACGUGCGGGGCCAGCGAGUUCAGGACACGCAUCUCCCGGUUUCCGAAUGCCACAGGACAGCACUGGUGUCUGCUGUGUGCUGUGCCCUCUUCCUGCUGCUCCUGCUCACCGGGGUUCUGUGCCACCGUUUCCACGGACUGUGGUACAUGAAGAUGAUGUGGGCCUGGCUCCAGGCCAAACGGAAGCCCAAGAAAGCUCCCCCCAGGGACAUCUGUUACGACGCUUUUGUUUCUUACAGUGAGAGGGAUUCCUACUGGGUGGAGAACCUUAUGGUCCAGGAGCUGGAGAACUUCAACCCCCCCUUCAGGUUAUGCCUUCACAAGCGGGACUUUAUUCCUGGCAAGUGGAUCAUUGACAACAUCAUCGACUCCAUUGAAAAGAGUCACAAAACUGUCUUUGUGCUCUCUGAAAACUUUGUGAAGAGUGAGUGGUGCAAGUACGAACUGGACUUCUCCCAUUUUCGUCUCUUUGAUGAGAACAAUGAUGCCGCCAUUCUCGUUCUUCUGGAGCCCAUCGAGAAAAAAGCCAUCCCCCAGCGGUUCUGCAAACUGCGGAAGAUAAUGAACACCAAGACAUAUCUGGAGUGGCCAGCCGAUGAAGCUCAGCAGGGGGGGUUUUGGUUAAACUUGAGAGCUGCAAUAAAAUCCUAAGUUCCUUCCUUAAAGGCCAGCUUUCGUCCUAGUUCUGGUCUUCAUAUCAUGAGUUAUAACUAAGUUUACUCUGACAUGAUUAUAAAAAAGUACAUGAAUGUACGUGGCACAAGAGAACUUGCUUAUUAAAACUACAAAUUUUAUCUA
Molecule: messenger RNA, 2764 nt
Organism: Choloepus didactylus (southern two-toed sloth)
Lineage: Eukaryota; Metazoa; Chordata; Mammalia; Pilosa; Megalonychidae
Product: toll-like receptor 2
Exons: 2
Coding region: 263-2617 (784 amino acids)
Biological process (GO): immune response; inflammatory response; toll-like receptor signaling pathway
Cellular component (GO): membrane
Molecular function (GO): transmembrane signaling receptor activity; protein binding; triacyl lipopeptide binding
Source: RefSeq, a predicted model, not a curated record